Molecule: messenger RNA, 2550 nt
Organism: Lachancea sp. 'fantastica'
Lineage: Eukaryota; Fungi; Ascomycota; Saccharomycetes; Saccharomycetales; Saccharomycetaceae
Source: the annotation of a GenBank genome assembly
AUGGUCAAGUUAGCUGUCUUUAGACGGAAGACUAAGAAAACAGAACGAGAGGUGGAAUUGACAUUUGAAAGUCAUGCACAACAAGCUAGAAAGGGUGCAAUUCAUAAUGGUAAUUCGGGGAAACAGGAAAAGGUCUCUACAACAAGUUGCUGUUGUUGUGGGGCGCUUUUGAAGCAUCCGCAUGUCGAGCACAAACUGAAAUGCAUGAGAUGUCAUACAACGGUGGAAUUGACAUCAACAGGUGAAAAGGACGUCAAAAAGCAUCACCUGUGGUCUUUUCAAGAUUUCGAGGACGUGAUUUCAGCCUGCAACGACGAAUUGAAGAGGAAAAGAGAAACGUUGGGCGCAGGAUUCCAAAAAUGUCAUUUGCGCGAUGCGUUUGUGCCGCUUGAAAAAUUCCUAGAAUCACUAUUCUCAAGCGUGGCCAGUCUCAAUAGCUUCUGCACUUCGUCUCACAAUGGCUCACAUCCACGCUACGAUUCCGAAAAGAUUUCAAGCUUCUAUGCAGCGAUUCUUAAACUUCCAACAAAAAAACCGUUCUACAAAGUGUUAAUCUGCAGUAAUGAUCGUCUCAGGAAGCCACGGAUCAAGAUGUUUGAGGACAACGCGGUCUCCUACUUCAAAGAGCUUUCAUGGAUCCUGAUGAUUCUAGAAAAUCCCCUUCUGCGACAAAGUCUGAAGUUUGAUCAAACAAGCAAGCCGCUGACGCCGCCCAUACGUGCGCUCCAAUAUGAGGUGUUGAAACGUUCGAUCGGCUAUUUGGCACUAAUUAAUGACUCUACGGGGAAAGAAUUAAUCGGCCAUCUGGCACACCUCGGUUUCCGUCGUUUUGAUGAACAGGUCGAUCUAUUAAACCUAUAUUUGAGUUUCCAUUUUUCGCGAAUCAUACGCAAAAGAGCUAGGACAGAGGCAUGUUUUGGGAGUCCUGACCUGGAAGAAUUUUGUUCAGACUCAAAGUACAACGCAAGUAAUCCCGAUGACGACUUUGAAACCAUCCCGCGGAUGGUCACCAGAUUUCUUACAAACAAUGGUCGUUCCGAGCAAAACUUACCAGCGAAUUUUAAAUUCCACUUGAGCGACUAUGGGAAUGAUUGGCAUAUCGGUACCGCUUCGAGAUUGUUGUAUUUCUACUAUCUCGUAAGUCAGCGAAAGUACAAGUGUCCGGUGUCACGAUUUUACAACAUGCUUUCUGAUUAUCUGGACUAUAAAAAGGAUUAUGAACAAUGGAGGUCAAAGUCUAAGACCAAUGCGAAAAGUGGGUCUAUAUCAUUUGUUGACACACUUGAUGGUCUUGUUUUAUCAACUGGUCAAAACUCAGAGACGCAAUUCACAAUGUGUCAGUUUCCAUUUUUGAUGACAAUGGGCAUAAAGAUAUCGAUAAUGGAGUAUGAAAUACGCAAAGAAAUGGAGCAUAAUGCGGAACAGGCCUUCCUCAAAGCAUUGGAUAAGAAAAAAGUAGUUGACGUCUAUUUGAGGAUAACCAUACGCCGAGAUCACGUGGCAGAGGACUCUCUACGUUGCAUUGAAUCCCAUCGCUCGGACCUUGGCAAGUGUCUCAGAGUCGAGUUCAUUAACGAGCCCGGGAUAGACGCUGGUGGACUCCGCAAGGAAUGGUUUUCUUUGUUGACCAAGGAAUUGUUCAAUCCCAAUAAUGGGCUAUUUACAGUGGUGGAGGAAAGCAGAUUUUCUUGGUUCAACAUGGCUUAUGAGAAUUUUGAGAGCAGCCCUGACAAUGCAUCCAAACUCUACUACUUGUUUGGCGUUGUACUGGGUCUGGCUAUAUACAAUGGGACGAUCUUGGAUGUUUGCUUUCCGAGGGCUUUGUACAAAAAGUUAUGUGGGGAACCACUCAUCAGAAGCGAUUAUUUCGAACUUUAUCCCGAGAGCGGUAGAAAUCUAAUGAAAAUGAUCGAUUACAAGAAUGAUGACUUUGAAGAUGUGUUUUGCUUGAAUUUCGAAGUCACUUAUACAGACUCUUGGGGCGUUAAAGUUCACCGAAAGGAAUUGUGUUCGGAUGGCUCGAAUAAGCAAGUGACGCGCGAGAACUGUCACGAAUAUGUAAGACUUUGGAUGGACUUUCAUUUGAACCGGGCAAUUGCCAACAGCUUUGAGGUUUUUUUGCAAGGCUUUCGCAGGGUUGUAAAGGGCGACGCGUUCCGUUUAUUCAAUGCAGCAGAAGUCGAGCUGCUGUUAUGCGGGAGUCGGGACAAAGAAAUUGACGUGAAUACUUUGAAGAGCGUGACGAAAUACGCAAAUGGCUUGGCGAGCAACUCACGGGUGGUGUCAUGGUUCUGGAGUAUUUUUGAUGAGUUUGACAGCAAUGAAAAACGAAAACUACUAGAAUUUGUGACUGGUUCCGAUAGAAUUCCUGCUACUGGAAUUUCGACGAUUCCGUUCAAACUCUCCCGCCUCGGCAAUGAUUGUAAUAAUCUGCCACUUGCGCACACAUGCUUUAACGAGCUUUGCAUUUAUGACUACAGCGAUAGCGCAAAAUUGAAGGGGAAGCUGUUAAUUGCAAUGUACGAAUCGGAAGGCUAUGGGUUUAGAUAA